AUGGAGGAGCUGAGCAGCGUGGGAGAGCAGGUCUUCGCCGCCGAGUGCAUCCUCAGCAAGCGGCUUCGCAAGGGCAAGCUGGAGUACCUGGUCAAGUGGCGAGGCUGGUCCUCCAAGCACAACAGCUGGGAGCCCGAGGAGAACAUCCUUGAUCCAAGACUCCUCCUCGCUUUCCAAAAGAAGGAACAUGAAAAAGAAGUGCAGAAUCGGAAGAGGGGGAAGCGGCCCAGGGGCAGGCCCAGGAAACACGUGGAACCAGAGAUGCCUGCAAAAGCUAAGUCAAGUAGCUCCUCUUCUUCCUCAUCCUCCUCUUCUUCCUCCUCUGAUGAAGAGGAUGAAAGUGACCUGGAAGCAAAGAGAGGUCCCCGCAGCAGAGAGACUCACCCAGUACCCCAGAAAAAAGCUCAGAUCCUGGUGGCGAAGCCUGAAAUGAAAGAUGCUUCCAGGAAGAAGCGUGGGCGGAAACCUCUUCCCCCAGAUCAGAAAGUGGCUCGAAGGACUGUGAACCUGACAAAGGUGCUGAAAACAUCCCGGAAGGAGGUGGGUGGCAGCAGCAAACUGCUUGGGAAGCUGCAGCCUCAGCACAGCACGCAGGGCUCAGGCAUGGCUGUGCUGAAGGACCCACCAGGCGCCUUGGCUGGGCUCAGCUCAGGGGGUUCCUCUGCAGAAAACCUGCCCAACAUGAUGAAGAGUGGCUCAACAAGCCCCAGCCGGGCCAUCAGCUGGCAGAGCUCCAUUGUGCACUACAUGAACAGGAUGUCCCAAAACCAGAAUUCUGCAGAGACCUCUCCCCUGGGCAGGCUGGCGCUGAAGUCCCAGGCAUCCAGCAAGAGUAGCUUAGGGCUGGACUUGAAAAUGAGAAAUCAGAAAGGAUCUGGGGAGGUUGGGCUGAGCAUGCCAGGCCCCAAGGCUGCCAAGGCCCCUGGCAGCGGUGCUGGAGGGGACCAGAAAUCGGGGUUUGCUACAGGAGGCCAAAUGCUGCACAACGGCAGCAAGAUGCCUGGGAGCUCAUCCGGGGCCAGCACCCAGCUGGCCUCCAGUCAGGAGCUGAACCUCCAAGCCCUGAACCUGCAGAGUGUCAAAAACGGGCCAAGUGCAGCCAGUGGGGGCAGCCUGCCCCGCCACCUCUGCAGCGCCCUGUCCAAAGGCUCCGCUGGCAGCGCGGGUGCCGGCGGCACGAAGGGAGCGGCGGGCGCUGGGAUGAACGCUGCCAGUGCGCUCUCGGGGGGGGACGGCGGCAAGAACGAGAAGCACCGGGCGGGUGGCAGGGACUCGGCAAAAAGUGGCACAGCUGGCACACAGGAGGGGCACAUGGCCACGGAGAACCACAAGCCAGCCACGCUUUCCGAAGCGAGCACAGGAGAAGAGACCAGCUCGGAUUCAGACCGAGAUUCAGCUUCCUUCCCGGGUGUGGGUCAGAACAUGUCUGUCUCUAUCCAGACCAGCCAGGACUGGAAACCCACCCGCAGCCUGAUCGAGCAUGUCUUUGUCACCGAUGUCACCGCUAACCUGAUCACUGUGACAGUCAAGGAGUCCCCCACCAGCGUUGGGUUUUUCAAUCUACGGCAAUACUGAGCCCAGGAGAGGAG
Molecule: messenger RNA, 1589 nt
Organism: Apus apus (common swift)
Lineage: Eukaryota; Metazoa; Chordata; Aves; Apodiformes; Apodidae
Gene: CBX2
Product: chromobox 2
Exons: 5
Coding region: 1-1575 (524 amino acids)
Biological process (GO): negative regulation of transcription by RNA polymerase II
Cellular component (GO): PRC1 complex; heterochromatin
Source: RefSeq, a predicted model, not a curated record